Messenger RNA from Leptinotarsa decemlineata (Colorado potato beetle), 1270 nucleotides. It is a transcript of the gene Slob, whose product is annotated as Slowpoke binding protein. The record is from RefSeq and is a predicted model, not a curated record. NCBI's taxonomy places the organism in Eukaryota, Metazoa, Arthropoda, Insecta, Coleoptera, Chrysomelidae.
AUAUAAUAGGAUUAAAUCCGUACAAACUCUCAAAAGAGCAGUAUUGACGAGUUGGUCAUAGUCAGUAGUAGUGCGUCGUUUCGGCCCGGUUGCCAAAACGUUCAUCCUAAAAUCUUUGGUCAUGUUCAACCUCUACCAGUCUCUAAACAAGAAAGAUGACCAAGAUAAGGAAUUGGAAGUGAUAGGUCACGAGAGAUUUUACCAAGCGAGAACGGGAAGGAGCUCCAAGAGGAAAAAAAGGGUCACUCGAAGGACUCACAGCGCUGCCGAGUUUCCUGCUGCGACUCUGACGGCCGCCAAUAGAAGAGCAGCUUUUCGGAACAGGAGUCAGAGCUCAGAAAACAAGAGCGAUGAUGGAAAGUCGACGCCUCAGAGAGCUGACUCGCUCGUGAAGCUUUUCUUCGGAUAUCGGCGACAAUCGGGCGUACAAAAGCACGAAUACAGUGCCCUGAAAACCGACAGCGGAAGUGAAAAAUUCAAAGGAGAGAAGCAGAUCCGCAAUGGGGCUUUCAUGACUUGCAAGCAAUAUUUGGAGAACAAUGAGAGAUAUGAACUAAAAACGCAGCUUGAUGAUAUUGGUUCUCGAGCCGACAAAUAUUGGUUCAUCGUCCAGGACAACAUAUUAGGAGCAGAAAGACUGUUAACUUUAGUAACACUACCAUCCAACUGUCUCAUAAAUCCGUCCCAAUCUACAAAAGACACCCUACUAGAGUUGUUCAGGGGGCUGCAGCACCCGUACAUUCACCCUGUGCUCGAUAUUGAAUUCUGGGAGGGUGGAGCAGCCAUUAUCAGUCCGUGCAAUCCCGCUGGAAGUCUCAAGGAUCUCAUCUACAGUUCGGUUUGGCACAAAGAAUUUGAUAAGAAAUACGUUGGCAGGGGAGAAGGGUUGUCAAUUAGAACGGUUCAGUGCCUAGGUCGCCAGAUUUUGGAAGGAUUACUUUUCUUGAGAAACCGGUAUUUUCCACCCUUUUAUCACCUACACGCAGGUAAUGUAAUAAUUCAAAAUGGCGUUGCAAGAUUAGCAGGACUAGAAAAUCACCUGCUGAGUCUGCAGCCAAAAAUCCCUUCUGCUCCAGAAACUAUAUCUUUCGGCUACCUGCUCUUCGAAAUGACAGCGGGAUAUGAGUUGCCCGGUCCACCAACUCCAGCUCAUCUACAACUUGAGCUCGAGAGAGCACCCAAGGUAGCAGAGACCCUGGAGUUCAUUUUCCAAACGUCCAGGACUCCAACAUUGGAGGAGUUAGCCAGGUAAGGAGUGAACGUUGAGGUG